Messenger RNA from Hypoxylon trugodes, 906 nucleotides. Its product is annotated as putative 60S ribosomal protein L18-B. Gene Ontology annotation, biological process: translation. Gene Ontology annotation, cellular component: cytosolic large ribosomal subunit; ribosome. The transcript has 4 exons. The record is from RefSeq and is a predicted model, not a curated record. Gene Ontology annotation, molecular function: RNA binding; structural constituent of ribosome. Lineage: Eukaryota; Fungi; Ascomycota; Sordariomycetes; Xylariales; Hypoxylaceae. Bases 165 to 719 code for a protein of 184 amino acids.
CACCGCUCGCCCACACAAUUCUCUCGAUUCUUUGUGAUUUCCAACUUUUCUGCGGUCCACCUGAGAUACUUUUUCAUUUUCUCAGUUACUACUAACCCAACAGCACAACCACUUUCCCUUCCCAUCGACUCUAUUUCCUUCAAUUACAAAGAGUCACCGUCAAGAUGGGUAUCGAUCUCGACCGCCACCACGUGCGCAACACGCACCGAAAGGCUCCUAAGAGCGACAAUGUCUACCUCAAGCUAUUGGUGAAGCUGUACCGCUUCCUGGCCCGCCGAACCGACUCUAGCUUCAACAAGGUCGUUCUCCGUCGCCUUUUUAUGUCCCGUAUCAACCGACCCCCCGUCUCCCUCUCGCGCGUCAAGGGCCAGAUUUCUAAGGGUCAGGAGGGAAAGAUCGUUGUCGUUGUUGGUACCGUCACCGAUGACAACCGCCUCCUCGAGGUCCCCAAGGUUUCGAUCGCUGCUCUGCGAUUCACUGCCACCGCCCGUGCUCGCAUCACUGCUGCCGGUGGUGAGGCUUUGACCCUCGACCAGCUGGCUCUACGUGCCCCAACUGGUAGCAACACUCUGCUACUACGCGGCCCCAAGAACGCCCGUGAGGCCGUCAAGCACUUCGGCAUGGGUCCCCACAAGCACAAGAAACCCUACAUCGAGUCCAAGGGCCGCAAGUUCGAGAAGGCUCGUGGUCGCAGACGGUCAAGGGGUUUCAAGGUGUAAGGAAAUAUGGGGCUGGGUUUGGUCUUGCGUUGCGUCUCUUCCGAUAUACCAUGAAGGUAGUCCUCAACUGGGAGGGAGUUAUGCUACUUCAGGAGUGGUUUAUGCAUGGCUUGGCGUGAUACGGGAUAACAAAAUCAAUUCAUACAGAAAUAUGAUGCUUUGCCACUUCUUCUGAUAAGAUGAGAAU